AUUAAGCAGCAUAACAACAACUUAUUACACGUUUUUGUUUCAUUUUUCUGUCGUCUGUCCUUUUAUUUAUUUUUUAUUCAAAUGAAUUAGCCAGCUAAUCAAACGAAGUAGUCAAUUUGAUUUUGAGCUGUGUUUUAAUUCAGUUUGUAAAAGUAAGCAGCUGUUGCUUAAUUCAAAGAAAAUUUACGUCAGCACAAAGCGAAGUUGCAGUACAACGAGGCAUCAUGGCGGAAGAGAAACCUUGCAAGACGGAUAUCGCUGCAGUUUUUAAACGUUUACGCAACAUAACUUCCAAUAAGGUUUGUUUUGAUUGUGGAGCAAAGAAUCCAACAUGGGCCAGUGUAACUUAUGGCGUCUUCAUUUGUAUGGACUGCUCUGCCGUCCAUCGUUCUCUCGGAGUUCACUUAUCGUUUGUAAGAUCUACACAACUGGACACCAAUUGGACUUGGUUACAGCUACGUGCUAUGCAAGUUGGAGGAAAUAGUAAUGCUCACUUGUUUUUCCAACAGCAUGGAUGUGGAUCACAUGAUGCUCAACAGAAGUACAACAGCAGAGCUGCUCAAUUAUAUCGUGAAAAAUUGCAUCAUUCCGCUGCAGCUGCUAUGAGACUUCAUGGAACUAAGAUUCACAUUGAAAUUCCUCAUGCUGAAGCACCUAUCUCACCUGAAAAGAAAGAGCACGACUUUUUUAAAGACAUUGAUGAAGCACAUUUGUAUCAUAAAGAUGAUAUAAAUGAUACAAUAAGCAAUGGCUCUUGCCUUAAAAAUUCAGAAUUUUCGCAGGAAUCUAAUAAUAUGGAUUCUAGACUAGGUGUAUCUCUUGAUCCGAUAGCUAGUGAUAAAUUAUCAGAGCCUAAAAAAGCUUCUUUAGGAAUCCGAAAACCGAAUGCUGCUAAAAAAGGGUUAGGAGGAAAAAAAGGAUUAGGUGCUCAACGUGUGAAUGCUAAUUUUGAUGAUAUUGAGAAAGAAGCUGAACAAUUAGAUAGAUUGAGGGAGCAAGCUGAAACUGCAUCAGCUGUUGAGAUUCCCCCUGAAGAACAAGAAAAGCAAAUGGCAUCUGUUCGAUUAGCUUACAAAGAUUUAAGUCUCGAGCAGAAAAAAACUGAAGAGAAAUUACGGCAAACAAAUCCUAAAAAAGCUGAGCAGUUAGAACGUUUAGGAAUGGGUUUUGGUGGAAGGAGCACUGGGCCGGUCGCUCACUCUGCAGCAUCUGAAAUGAAGCUUAUAACUCAAGAAGCGCCUGCUGGUUCACAAAAAUCUAAAGAUAAGGAGGGAGAUUCUGAUGAUUUUUUUGAAUAUUUAGGAUUUACUAGUGGACCACCCAAAUAUGGGGACAGUCCAUUUUUAUCCAGAGAUUCAUCUUAUUCUAGAUUAAAUGAUAUAACUGCAAAAGGUUCCUGGAUUAAUGAAAAAUUAGAAAAGCGGCCAUCCAUUGAUUCCACUUCUUCCAAAGGAUCGUCAAGUGGAAGUAGAGCAAAGAAAUCUGCAUCAACUUCCAAUUUAGGAUCUAGUGAUGAAGCCCAAAAAAAGUUUGGGAACGCUAAAGGAAUAUCAUCUGACCAGUUUUUUGGAUUGUCAAGUGAUAAUGAUUUUGAAAGAAAGGCCAACCUAACUAGGUUUGAAGGUUCCAGCUCUAUCAGCAGCGAAGAUUUUUUUGGAGGUGAUUCUAGAAGAAGUCCAAGUGCCUCAACGUACAAUACUCCAAAUCUCUAUGAUAUCAAAGAAGGUGUAAGGGAUGGAGUUACCAAGGUAGCUGGUAGAAUUUCAAGUAUUGCCAAUGGUGUGAUGAGCUCGCUGCAGGAUCGUUACGGCUACUGAAGGUGUGAUUUCAAAGGCAUCUCUGGGUCUCAGGGCAGCUGAAGCCCAAUUUUGAGUUAUUUUUAAAAUUCGGCUUUAAAGCUGUUUCUAAAAUUAUAUUUAUUUAUGUAUAUAGGCAUGAGAUAAUUCUAUUAUGUAAUGGGUUUAUUUAAUCUAAAAAUACCUUUUUUACAUAAUUUAAUGUAAUGAAUUUUAGCUGUCUUCACAAAGUAUACCAUUACAUGAGAGGUAAUAUUAUGAACAAAUUAAAAGUAUAAUAUGUAUAGUAAGCUUUGUAUUUUUAAAAGUGAGAAAUUUUUGUGAGAAUUAGAUGCGUUUAAAAAUUGUUUUUUGAAAAAAGUACACAUAUCAAACUAAUACUCUUUAUGUAUGAGUUGCUAUUUUUAUUUUCUUGUUUUAAUCUAUACCCACUCUUGAUGAAUCUUUCUUAUUAACUAACAUCUUCAGCUUUUGUUAUCUUUAUAAAUUCAUUUGUAAAUAUAAAGCAAUGUAGAAAUAUGCAAUUUAUUUUGUUGUAAUUGGGAGAUGUAUGUUGGAUUUGAAAUUGUUUAUUGUAUAAUUCUGCUUAAAUCAUUGUGUAUUGGAUUUUUUUGUAUAGUUUAUGUACCCUAGUGCUUUGUCUAUGAAUCCUUUUAGGUUUUGAUGCUGUUUCUUUUUUUUUUUUAUUCUCAUAAUAUUUUAUAAAUUUCUCUGUGUAAAGAUUAUGUUUCAGAUUUUUUAAUCAGAAUUAUGAACUUUAUCAGAAUGAUGAUUAUGAAUUUUUUUAGAAUCAGAAGUUUAAAAAGAUGUUUUGUUUCUUUUUCCUUUAACUUUUUUAGUGCAUAAUAUCAAGAAGUCGUCUUUUUAUUUGACUUAUUGAACAUUAUCUCACAAUGAUAAAAAAAAUUAACUUGCACUGUUGUUGACCUUGGAGGUAUUAACCUAAAGAAUAGAUGUGUCCAAAUUUACAAACUGUGAUUUUAAUUCGAUGCCUCUUUUUUUCAUAUAUGUUUGUCUAAUAAAAAUCGCAUUUCAGUCGGAGGAGAAAAAAAGGAGCUACACUGAACAGUUUACACCUUUCUAAUCAGUCUAUAUUUUUAGAAAUCCUAUCUACUGGAACCUAAUUAAGCUGUAGCUAAAUUGAGCUAAAGGGUAUUGUUCCUUGUUGUGUAUUUCAAUUUGACUGGUAAAAUUAUGCUCUAAAAAUUUAAAUGACUUAAAAUCACAUUUGUAAAUGUUUUGCCCCUACUAACAAUUUGAUAUAAAGUUGACUACAAAGUUAAACAAUUUUAACAAUAUAUUUUUUUUCCUGCUAAAAACUCUGUAAGAUCAAUCAUCUUUUCUGAUUUCUAAGCAUACAUUUUUUUGUUAUUGUAAAGAAAUUGUGUUGUAUAUCAUAGUAUUUAUUUUCAUAGUAAUAUGUUUUUGUCCGAGAAUGCUUAGACUAAUAGUAUAAUCAAUCGAAGAAAGUUUAAUACAUUUCUUUUUGUAAUAAUGAAUGUAAACAAUAAGCAUUAAGUUUUAUUUUGCCUAGACAUCUUUAAAAUCUAUCUAUAUAUAUAUAUAUUUAAUAUAUUCAGUCAUUGCAAAAUGUUGCUGUUGAUUUGAAUUUCAUUGUCUUAAACUUAUACAUCUAUUUUUUUUAGAUUUUAAAAUUUUUACUGUUUAUUCAUACCAUAAUUUUUAAUUAUAACUAAAAGCGAUUUCUGUUGAAGGAUCGUUAUGCCUAAUGUGGUGAUGGUUUUGAGUCCGCCUGUGCUGUAAAUCAAGCAACAACUUCUUCACAAGAACUGCUGCAACAUAAAUUG
Parasteatoda tepidariorum (common house spider) is the source of this 3604-nucleotide messenger RNA. NCBI's taxonomy places the organism in Eukaryota, Metazoa, Arthropoda, Arachnida, Araneae, Theridiidae. The record is from RefSeq and is a predicted model, not a curated record.